This is a messenger RNA of Helobdella robusta, 939 nucleotides long. RefSeq lists its product as hypothetical. Gene Ontology annotation, cellular component: membrane; neuron projection; synapse. Gene Ontology annotation, biological process: chemical synaptic transmission; nervous system process; signal transduction. The record is from RefSeq and is a predicted model, not a curated record. The annotation marks the transcript as partial. The transcript has 7 exons. Lineage: Eukaryota; Metazoa; Annelida; Clitellata; Rhynchobdellida; Glossiphoniidae. Gene Ontology annotation, molecular function: chloride channel activity; neurotransmitter receptor activity; transmembrane signaling receptor activity.
CAGGACUACUCAGUGAGUAUGUACUUGAGGCAAUGCUGGCAGGACAAGAGACUGAAGUUCAAUCCGAGGUCAUAUCACAUGAAUGAAGUAAGUAGCGGCAAACUAUCACGCACUUCAAUCUGGGUGCCUGACAUCUUCUUCCGGAACGAAAAGAGGGCAACUUUUCAUGAAGUCACCGUCAAAAAUAGGUUUCUCAAGUUGAACUUCACAGGGUUCGUUUGGUACGUCACAAAAAUAUCUGCCACGUUUUCCUGUCCAAUGAAAUUGUACAAGUACCCCUUCGAUACACAGAUCUGCCCAAUGACCUUCGAGUCAUUUGGCUACCCUACGGACAUCUUGUUCUUCUCCUGGCUUGACGAGCCGGUAACAUUUGACAAGCAGAUCGAACUUCCGCAGUUUAUUUACAGGACCCAUGUCCUACAUGAUUGCGUUCAGAACUAUACUGGAGGAAUAUUCUCCUGCUUGGAGAUAAAGUUCAUCUUGCGACGAGAUGUAGGUUACUUCCUGAUCCAAGUUUACGUGCCUAGUACACUGAUCGUCAUUCUCAGUUGGAUCUCAUUCUGGCUGAACAUCGAUGCCUCGCCUGCCAGGGUCUCCAUAGGGCUCCUCACCGUGCUAACCACGACCACACAGAGCACAGGAAUCAACGCUUCCCUGCCACGUGUCUCCUACAUCAAAGCCAUUGAUGUCUGGAUGUCAGUCUGUUUGGUUUUCGUCUUCAGCGCCCUCCUCGAGUACGCCCUCGUAAACGUCCUUGCCCGGAGGACCGGUGUGAAGAUUCUCCACUCCAUUCCAAGGCCCAUGUUUGGCAGGCCCCCUCCCGCACCAAAGCCCCCGCCUAAGGAAAGCAACGCUGAGAGUCAACUCGACCAGGUGAUGGCUAUUUUUCAAUUUUCAUAUAAUUUAACUUUGGUACGAUUGUUUUGUAUUAUUUCGUAA